Molecule: messenger RNA, 3081 nt
Organism: Letharia lupina
Lineage: Eukaryota; Fungi; Ascomycota; Lecanoromycetes; Lecanorales; Parmeliaceae
Exons: 7
Coding region: 1-3081 (1026 amino acids)
Biological process (GO): protein phosphorylation
Molecular function (GO): protein kinase activity; ATP binding
Source: RefSeq, a predicted model, not a curated record
AUGGGCCUCUUCAAAGGCCUGAUGAAUGUCAUGGCUCCAGAAAUCGAGAACACGGAAGAAGCCUUGCAGCAGGGUCUGGCAAAUCUCACAUGGGCUAACACGAACCAUAGAAAGUCACAUAGAAAGUCAGUCGCACCACAGCCGCGUCCAGCAGGUCCUGUGCAGACAGAGAUUCCGCAGAGAGUAGAUACUCCUCCACCGCCAGUUCCUGAGAGAAAUCCAACCCGUCCAGGUUAUACUCUACGAAUCCAGCAGAUCCAACAACAACAUCAUCAACUUGAACAAGAGCAUCAAUUUGAACAAGAGCGUCAACUCCAAGAGAAGCCACCAGUCAAUCACCAGGAAACUUCAGACCUCCCCCAGCCUCAGCUAGAGCAUCGAAGACGAGUGACUUCACCGAGUGACGCUGAGGUCUUCAAAGACGAGAGACUUCGCCAGAUAGUUGCAGAGACGAUCCGAGCGCCCAGAGGGUGGGGGGCAGGAGAGUUUUUCCAGCCAUCCACCAAAUUCUUCACCAUCCGCAACCAAGACGCACGCACUGGUUAUCUUGAUGUGGCUGCUGCAAAUACUCAGCGAAUCACCCCGCACCAGAUUUUCCUGAGAGGCCAAGUCAAGAGACAACAAGAUGCAACCGAUGAGUGGGCCCGUCGGACCGGCAAAUCUGCUCCGCCGUACCAAUUCGAGGACUUCAUCGGAAAGGGUGCCUAUGGGCGAGUCUUCAGAGCGGUUCAUAAAGUCUCCCAGCAACAGUUUGCCAUCAAGGUUAUGGACGCAGAUGCGGUGGACAUUCGAGCCAACGCGAAAUUCCGGGACGAAAGCAUCAAAGAAUUCAUGCACGAGACUAAAGUUCUUAAGAAGUUAGCAGGAGCGCCGAACGUCAAUCAGAUUUUUGAUGUUAUGGAAGUAGAGGCUCAGCUUUGGAUCAUCAGCGAAUAUGUUCCAGGGGGCAGUGUGAAAACCCUGAUGCAAGGCACUGGAGGAAAACUAGAUGAGUCGUACAUCUUGGUUAUUGCUCGGGAGGUAGCAAAAGGCCUUAAAGCAGUCCACAAUUCUGGGAUAAUACACAGAGACCUGAAAGCUGCCAAUAUCAUGGUUCAUGAAGAAGGCCGAGUUCAGAUCAUCGACUUUGGUGUUUCUGGUUUGAUGGAAACGAAGGCCGACAAACGCGGAACUAUUAUCGGCACUUUCAAUUGGAUGGCCCCAGAGUUGUUAAAGCACGCGAAAGGUGAUCUCGGAGACGACCGGCAAGCCCCUGAUGGUACAAAGUUUGGUAUAGAGAUCGAUGUCUGGUCUUACGGCUGUACUCUGUUUGAGAUGGCCAGGGGAAGACCACCGAACGCAGGAUUAAUGGGUGCGCGUCAAAUAGAGUCAAUGCUUAAGCGCAACAACCCGAAGCUGAAGCCUGAAGACGGGUUCUCACAGAGGCUGUGCGAUUUGGUGGCAUUUGUCCUGGAAUUGAAACCUGAAAGACGUCCGGCUAUGGACAAUGUCCUCCGACACCCAUAUAUCCACGAGACUGAAAAAUCACACCCAACGACCAUACUUCGGCAACUGAUCAGAGUCUAUGAGGACUGGGCAUCAUCAGGAGGCCAACGUCAAUCGCUGAUCCAGCCUUCUGGAGCCGCCGCUGCUGAAUUUCCUGAAGAUCCGAAAGAUCUCGGAGAUUGGAGGUUCAGUGUGGUUAAUAUUGGAGAAUCAGCCUAUGAUAACGUUGAUAACACGAUACCAUCAUUCCACAAUGACCCAACAAUGGAUCCUACCAUGGAUUUGGAGUUGGCACAGCGCGAAGAGAACAACCUCAAUUCACUGAUUCCGGAAUCCUCCUACACGCCAGAUGCCUCGCCACGAUUGACUAGCAAUCCGGCAGAUGGCCCCGAUGACAACCUCGACCCCACUCACGGCAUCACAAUGAAGACCACGGCAUCAGAAGAGUUACGAAUCCUAGGAGUUGGUGCACGCUUCGCAAACUUUUUCGAGGGUGCAGGGUACUCGGGUUCAGAAGCCACUCAGUCUGCAGAACCAAGUCGUCCUCACUCCGACCUACUGCUUCGCAAUGAUACUUCGGAAUCAGAUGCCAGUCAGAAAGAGAACAAGAAAAAGUCAAAUUUUCGGGGCACUCCAGUGGACACUGCUCGAGCCAAUCAAAGCGAACAACCUGUUGAGCAACCUAUAGACCGCGAGGCUCGUCGCGGAACAUUACUGCAAACUUGGGACUUCGACAUGGCCUCUAGGCCAGCUCAAGAGCCUCAGCAUGAGCUCGCUCCGGGGGCUAGUAUCAUCCCCGACUGGAAUCAGAACCAUCGGGUCCCUAACCACAGCUUCGAGGAUCUUGGAGCUCCAGACGAUCACGUCGAGGUGGUCGGACAGUCUUAUGCCUUUCCCAGUCGUCCGGCUCUUCACCAUUAUGCAACAGCUCCAGUCGAGCCUCCCAUGGUCCAGAACAACAUCGACACCGCGAGUUCUCGCCAAACCCUCGAUCUCGACGCUCUGAUGAACGAAGGCAUUCAUAACUACGACGCUCCACCAUUACAACAGUACGGCUACAACGCUCUCUCGCCACAGCGAUACGACGCCCCGAAUCCCUACCAAUCGUACGUCAACGCUGCUGGCCCUGCAGCUGUAAUCGACUCUCACCACUAUGGUUACAACGCACCUUCCCCACGCAACGACUACCAUGUCGACGCAAUUAGCCCCGCCACCAGAGCUGAACCAGAAGAUGAUCAGUCCCAGUACGCCACGAUCACAGGGCACGCAGCCACAAACGGCACAUCAUCUUACGACCUUACUGAGCGUGCACCCGGCACUUACAACGGACUCACUCACACACCAGCAGAGAGCUUUGACGGAUCCGAUCCCGACGAGAUCGCUCGCCCCAGUCCACCUAGUGCUGCUGCCAUGGCUGACGAUGCUCCUGUGGAGGUUGUGGAGGCGGAAUUACUGAGGCUUUCGCAUGCGUGGGAACGGGCUCUGCGCUCCGCUGCUGACUUUUGGGGUGACGGUCCUACCAUGAACUCAGACACGGACGGGGAGGAUGGUGGGGGUGAUUCCACUGGGCUGGAUGACAAUCAGGCGGAAUACUGA